ACAGUUAUCAGGAGCGCAUCAAAGAAACUGUUAAACCAAAUACGAAAGACAUACCGGUACCAAUGAUGGCUAGAACGAGUAAGAAAUCCUAUGAGCAAAUUACUACUCCGAGUGGCAAUCAGUCGUGUAGCGAAAAAGAGGCAGCAAAAAGUACCACUGCCAAUGCUGCUGGCGGUGCAGUGCCAUUUGUGCUGAUGGUACGUGGUGGAAAGGGAGGCAAACAACAAUUUAAACAAUUUGUGGCACCAUCCGAUUCGCAAUUGGCCAUUAACCUGAAGCUGCAGGAAGAGAAGACACGAGAAGAGAAGGAAAAGGUAAAGCGUUUAACGCUAAACAUAACCGAACGUAUAGAAGAAGAGGACUAUCAGGAAUCUUUGAUGCAAUCACAACGCAGCUUGUCGCAGAACCAUUAUCAACGCCCGAGCAAGCCAAAAUUCCGACAUCAAAAGGGUGCACCAGAUGCAGAUUUGAUUUUCAAUUAAACGCGUAUUGGGGCACUCAAAUGGAUAUCUUUCGUUCCGAUAUAUGCAGGGUUAAAAUACUGGCCGCACACUGACAUCGCAAACCCAUGCAUUUGCAGUUGGCUCGCACAAAAAGUUGUUAAGUUGUGAGUGAAAAUGACGAAGCUAUGUGCAAGUUGAAGUUGAAGAAGUUAUAUGUAUGUGUCUGUAUGGUUUGCGUGGGGUCAUCACCAUUGAAGAUGAUAAUUAAAAGGAGUACAUUUAAAGUAACAACUGAAAAAGGAAAUAAGUUAUUUUUGGAUUCGUUAAAAAUGUAAUGCAGUAAAAUUUACUGAAUAAACUAUAAUAAUUAGAACAAAAGGUCAUUUGAAUUUCUACAGGGACAAAAAA
Rhagoletis pomonella (apple maggot) is the source of this 851-nucleotide messenger RNA. Its product is annotated as regulator of nonsense transcripts 2-like. Bases 63 to 482 code for a protein of 139 amino acids. Lineage: Eukaryota; Metazoa; Arthropoda; Insecta; Diptera; Tephritidae. Gene Ontology annotation, cellular component: exon-exon junction complex; cytoplasm. The transcript is spliced from 2 exons. The record is from RefSeq and is a predicted model, not a curated record. Gene Ontology annotation, biological process: nuclear-transcribed mRNA catabolic process, nonsense-mediated decay.